UCGAGCGUUCAACGUGCGAGAGAAGCGCAGGCGACGAAGUGAGGACAAGUUUGGGAGUUCCGAUCCGGAGUUCGAUCUUUUUUUUUCGCGUCGUCCGAUCGACAGCAAGCUCACGUCAAGAUGUUCAGAUACGCGGUAAUCGGCGCACUCCUCGUGGUGUCUGUCCUGGCUGCGCCAGCGUCGCAGGACGCCGCGGCGGCGCCGCCACCCUCGAUCCUCGAGGAGGCCCUCGACGUGUACGCUUCCUGUUCCGGGGAGUCGAGCAUCGCGGUGUGUCUCAAGCUGAAGGCCCUGCGUUUCGUCGACCGUGCCGCACGCGCGGCCGACAUCGACGUCAUCGACGGUUUCAAGAUCGUGCAGACCGAAGAGGCCAAGAAUAGCCGCGCUGACAAUGCAAGGUCCCUUAAUGACAUUGAGAGCACCUUACCGGCCGAGACCGAAGCCAAAGAAGCCGCAGUCGACCAGGCCAUCAUCGACAGAGCCGCCAAGUUCUUGUCCACGCACACUGUCGAGCUCAGCCUCCCUGAAGAAGUCUCCCGCUCCUUCGAUGAAGCUCGUGGCAAGAAGAAGAAGAUCGUCAAAUCGCUCCUGCCGAUCCUGUUGCUGCUGAAACUGAAGGCUGCCGCCCUCAUUCCGAUCGCCCUCGGCGCCCUGGCUCUGAUCGCUUUCAAGGCCCUCGUGAUCGGCAAGAUCGCCCUGAUCAUCAGCUUGAUCAUCGGUCUGCAGAAGCUGCUCGCUCAGAAACACCAGAGCUACGAGGUCGUCGCUCAUCCCGUCCACGACUACGGACACGACGUGCACCACGACCAUCACGGCUGGGCGAGGUCUUCGGCUGGCUCCGAUCUCGCGUACAAAGCGUACAAGCCCUCUGAAUAGCUCAAUGCCAUGUACAACCUCCCCUCCCUCUAACUUUCUACCUUCAUUCGCCAAAGUGAUCGCCCGUAACCCGGCGAUCACCCGGGGCCGGCGCGGCUCAGCUUCUCAGGGAUCCGCGGACAAACCCAACCCUUGACCAAACCCCGACGCGACGAGGACUGUCCUGACGACGAAGACGACGACGACAACGAGAACCACCUGGUUGAACGCAGCUCCACGACUUGAACGACUUUGUUCGACGAUUCGACGGACGGUUACUGGAUCUUGCGCUGACCGGAUUAACGUGACGAAAACCGGACGACCGUACGAGACACCGGAGCCGACGAUCGAUAUCCGAAUUCCACUGAUGGAUGAAGACUCGACGCGCGAUUCCGGCGACUCCGAGCUUGAUUAUCGAUCACUUGAUUACACGAAGGACACUGGCGAUCCAGAGGCAGUGAGAGGAUCUCGGCAGACUCUCAGGAUUACUCGGUGGAACCUGUCAGAAUGGUAGAAGUCGCGCCUCCUCGCUCACACCCGCGCGGUAUCCUUUCGGAGUCCUCCGCGGCGGCCUGUCGCACGCGGAACGACUUGUAGUCAGUACUCGCGCGGGUACACCAGAUUUAAUCCAAUGAUGUUAUUUAUAUAUCGAUCACCCCCCGUUGGGAUCAUCAUGUAACUUAUCACAUUAUUUAUAAAUAAAUUGUAAUUUUUGUAUAAUAUUAA
Molecule: messenger RNA, 1581 nt
Organism: Ooceraea biroi (clonal raider ant)
Lineage: Eukaryota; Metazoa; Arthropoda; Insecta; Hymenoptera; Formicidae
Gene: Osi9
Product: DUF1676 domain-containing protein Osi9
Cellular component (GO): membrane
Source: RefSeq, a predicted model, not a curated record